Molecule: messenger RNA, 2926 nt
Organism: Cydia amplana
Lineage: Eukaryota; Metazoa; Arthropoda; Insecta; Lepidoptera; Tortricidae
Product: apoptosis-resistant E3 ubiquitin protein ligase 1
Exons: 18
Coding region: 91-2922 (943 amino acids)
Biological process (GO): negative regulation of apoptotic process; protein polyubiquitination
Cellular component (GO): cytoplasm
Molecular function (GO): ubiquitin protein ligase activity
Source: RefSeq, a predicted model, not a curated record
AACGUUCAUCGAAUUGUCAAAAUCCAAUUUGUACCUUUCUCGUUUGUUUACUUACAAAAAGAUUUAAAUUAUGACUAAAGAUUCACGAUAAUGACAAAGCGGAUGCAAUACUUCGGUACUGUAUUCUUUCUGUGUUCGCUAACUUAUUUAACAAAUGUUGUGUUGACCGAGAUUUUUGAGGACGAGACGGCGCAAGUGGAAGAGUGGCUGGACCAAAACGAUCUUGGCGAAUACAAGAAAUUAUUUAAGGAAUAUGGCAUCUCCACACUGUCCGGCUGCGGCUCGCCGGAGCAGUUCGAGCGGCUGCCGGAGCUACCGGCGGCGGAGGAGCGGCGCCUGCGCCGCGCGGCCCAGGUCCUGCAGCAGCGGUUGGUGCUGCGCCAGUGGCUGGCCACGCACCGCCUACAACAUGCAUAUACCAAAUUGCUGAGUCUAGACGUGUCUUCUCUCGAAGACGUGUACUGGCUAGAAGACAGCGCCGCGCGCCAUGUGCUGGACCCUAAGGACUUCGGCGCCUGGUCGGCGGCGCGCCAGAGUCUGCCCACCGGCAAGGACCAGCUUCAGACCCUCAAGUCGGACCUCUGGAGCGCGGUCGUUAAGAACAGUAAACACCAGGAUGCUUGGACUUGGGGCGGCAUGCUGGUGGUAUCCGUAUCGGUGUGUGGGCUGGUCACCCUGGCCGCCAUGACGCAGCCUUCGCUGGCGCCUGAGGCCAAGCAUUCCUUGCUGCAGUACGUCACCGGGAAGUACUUGCACCCGCCUAGCUGUAAGGUGGAGUGGGGCUGGGAGGAGCCUCAUCCUGUCGGAGAUACGAUGUGCUUCACAGUCCAGUGCUACCAGCGCAAUGGACAACCCUACCCAGUCUGUGAUACUGACGAGCUGGCCGUCACCAUCUCGCUCGGGACCAGGAAGAUGACAGCAGUCAUCGAGUUAGGGUCUGGAGACCCAGCACAAGCGCACACAGCGCGCGUCAAAUUCACCGUCCGGACUGCCGGCGUCUACAUUAUCGCUGUCACCAUCGGCGGCGUAAACAUCAGCGGGAGCCCGUACCGGCGCUGGUUCACGGCGGGGCGCGUGGAGGCGCGCAGGUCCCGCGUGGCGCGCGCCGGCGCCGCGCUGGUGUGGUGCGCCGGCCACGAGCGCGCGCUGCACGUGCACCCGAGGGACCAGUUCGACAACCCCACGCACCCGCAGCCCGCGGAAGGCUUCUCAAUCCGGAUCAGCCCGCUGGGCGGCGCGGUGGACGAGCAGCUCUCCUCGUCGGCCGCCUUCCAGUACGAUGCUGUCAACCAACGCGUCUCCAUGACUCUGUGCUUCCCGCAGGCGGGACUGUACAGAGCUGGCAUCUAUUACGAAUCUGUAUUGCUGCACAAUGGUGAAUUCGACUGUAUCGUCCUGACUGCAUCGGACACCGCAACACUUCAACGCAACAUGUCAUCGAAACGCCACAUGUGGUGCUACGCGUGCCGCGCGCCGCCGCCCGCCAAGCCGCGCCGCGUGCUGUGCUGCCUCAGCCGCAAGCAGCUCGUCGUCAAGGACUACAUCCUCGGCUUUAUCCCGCGCCGCUCCACGGCCUUCCGUCUGUGCCCCUCCACCAAGUUAAUCCUCAAACCAAGUGAAGACAGUGCGGAAGAAGGAGCUUUCGCGUUAGACGAUGGAGUCCAACCGCGGGUAGAACUAGUAUCAGCGCAGCGCGACCUCAUCGCUGCCACCUUCGCGCAGCUGCUCGUCGCCAACUGCGGCGGCGAGGACACCUUUAAGAACAAGCAGGACUUCUUCUACAGCGAGGUCCGCAAGGCGCACUCGCGGCACCCGCACGACAAGCUAGCCAUCCGAGUGUUGAGGGCAGACCUCGUGGCCACCAGCCUCAAGGCCACGCGACACUUCACCGUCGCCGACUGGUGCAAGAACUUCGACGUCACCUUUCAAGGGGAACAAGGAGUGGACUGGGGCGGAGUGAGGCGGGAGUGGUUCUCGCUGCUGUGCGGCACGCUAUUCGACGCCCGUUUCGGCCUGUUCGCGCCCUUCCACGACUCACCCACCGGCCUCGUGCACCCCAACCCGGAGCGGCCCAAGCACCUCAAGCUGAAGCACUUCGAGCUGGCGGGCAAGCUGGUGGGCAAGUGCCUGUACGAGAGCGCGCUGGGCGGCAGCUACCGGCAGCUCGUGCGCGCGCGCCUCUCGCGCUCCUUCCUCGCGCAGAUCAUCGGCCUGCGAGUGCACUACAAGUACUUCGAGCAAGACGACCCUGAACUCUACCUGUCCAAGAUCAAGUACCUGCUGGAGACGGACCUGGACUCGGCCGAGUCCGUGCCGGAGAUAUACUUCGCGGAGGACGUGUACAACUCGUCCGGCCACUUGGUGGAGACGCACGAUUUAAUACCCAACGGCUCGACGAUACGGGUAACGAACAGCACCAAAAUGAAAUACCUGGACGCACUGGCACAAUGGCGGCUGGCAACGCGUUGUCGGCUAGAAACGGACGCCUUCCUGCGCGGCCUCACGCUGCUCGUGCCCGACAACCUGCUCGCCAUCUUCGACGAGAACGAACUCGAGCUGCUGGUGUGCGGCACGGGCGAGGUGUCGGUGGCGGACUGGCGCGCGCACGCGCUGGUGGCGGGGUCGGGGCGCGGCUGGGAGCGGCUGCUGGGCUGGUUCUGGGCCGCCGUCGCCAACUUCAGCGCCGAGGAGCGCGCGCGCCUGCUGCAGUUCACCACGGGCUGCUCGCAGCUGCCGCCCGCCGGCUUCCAGGAGCUGAACCCUCGGUUCCAGAUAACGGGCGCGCCGACGUUCGGCGCGCUGCCCACGGCGCACACGUGCUUCAACCAGCUGUGCCUGCCCGACUACGACUCGUACGAGCAGCUCGUGCACGCGCUGCUGUGGGCCAUCAACGAGGGCGGCGAGGGCUUCGGCAUGAUCUGAGCGA